UUAAGAAGAAGCAGAUGCAGUAGCAGUAGCAGACGUCUUAUCGUCACAAGUCUAGACGAACUGACGCUGACAAUAACUGAGAUGAAAAUAGGAAUAGGGGCCCUUUGAAGCGGUAUAACUACCGGAAACGUGUAGCUGAUGGCAGUAUGAGAUCAAAUGAGGACAUGGACUCCACCAGUGAUCUGAAGAAGAGUAAUGUCAACCACAGACACACUGAUAUCAGACGUGUUAGUUGUACCACUCCUGAAAGUGAAGGUCCAGUUCCCAGAUGCAUGGACUGGGAGCGUGAAGUGGAGACUGACGAAAUGUGCUCAAGCGUCUGUUGUGACAUGCAACGUUGCAGGAGGAGGACACUGGUAACAGAGUUUGGUCCAAGGGAACGGAAGAAUUCUUCAGGGAGCUCCGAUUCCAGAGACUCUCCAGUCCCUGGUGAGGUCAUGGAGGAGGAUGAGGAAGUCCUGAUGAGGAGGCAGAAACAGAUCACAUAUGGGAAGAACACACUCGCCUACGACAGAUACAUAAAGGAAGUACCCAAGCACUUGAGGCAGCCAGGAGUUCAUCCUAAAACUCCUAACAAGUUUAAGAAAUACAGCCGGCGCUCAUGGGACCAGCAGAUUAAAUUGUGGAAGGUGAAGAUUCACGCGUGGGACCCCCCAGCCCAGGAGGGCAGUGAGCUGCAGGCCAUAUAUGAGGUUGACUUGGAUGAUGUAAUGGAUAUUGAGCUUGACUUCCCUGAGCUGGAUUCCGGCUCAAGCGCACAGCCUCCUAAAGUCAGCAAGGCCUCUUCGUCUCAAGCAGACUCUUGCCAAGUCACUCGCAAGAUGAUGAAAAUGGAUACAUCAGUUGACCUUGAAAUGGCCUAAAUGUCCUUGGUGGUUGAGAGGAUGAUGUGGAAAGGCCUGGGGUAUUGAUUUCCCCCAACACCAUGUUUGAAAUGGAUGCAUCCACCAGUGAUCACCUCCUUUUGUUGGAAUGCAUGUUCUGGUAAAGAGACAUGCCUCAGACCCAUUCUCAGCUGUCUUUCGACAGCUAUCACCCAGCAGGGAAAAGAUUAUUCAAUGCUUAAAAUACCAGGACAAAUUGAUGAUAGAUUGAAUUCAAGUCAGUGACCUGAAUUGUGUAUAUCACUUUUUUAAAAUUGUGUUGUGAAUGCUUGCAUUGUAUUUUAUAGUUGAUUACCUUGUAUGCUGAGAACAUCUUUAUUGUGAGUAGUUGAAAUGUUUUUGUUCAAUUAUAUAUUUUUUAUAUAUAAACUUUGAAUACAAUGUUGUACUAUAUUUUCUUAGGCUUUCAAAAAACAUGUUGACAUUGGGAUUUCUAUCAGCAGGUAAAACAUAAUAAUAAUGGGACAUAAUGCCUCAAGCUUUUAUUUUUCUGGAUAUGCUUUUUCUGCUUCCUAACUGGCUUGUAGCUGAGACAUGCAGAGGAUGUUAUUAGUUUUUAUACUACAUUUGUGUUGCUGUAUUUUUAUUUAUUUUUAAAUGAGAUUUGGUAGCUAGGAUUGAUUUGAUUUAAAGGUUUGGGAGUGAAGUGUAGGCCAGGAGCAUGGAUGAGCAUAGGAUCACUGUGGAUGAGUGCCAUAAUUCUAUGCUUUAUUAAGCAUAACAAGGGACGCCCUAUUUUGUUCUGUUUGAAUCGCAUGCUGGAUAGCUAGCUACUACAGUGAGAGGAAAAUGUAUUUGAUCCCCUGCUGAUUUUGUACGUUUGCCCACUGACAAAGAACUGAUCAGUCUAUAAUGUUGAUGGUUGGUUUAUUUGAACAGUGAGAGACAACAAAAAUCCAGAAAACGCAUGUCAAAAAUGUUAUAAAUUGAUUUGCAUUUUAAUGAGGGGAAAUAAGUAUUUGACCCCUCUGCAAAACAUGACUUAGUACUUGGUGGCAAAACCCUUGGUGGCAAAACCCUUGUUGGCAAUCAGGUCAGGUGUUUCUUGUAGUUGGCCACCAGGUUUGCACACAUCUCAGGGGGAAUUUUGUCCCACUCCUCUUUGCAGAUCUCCAAGUCAUUAAGGUUUCGAGGCUGACGUAUGGCAUCUCAAGCCUUCAGCUUUUCUAUGGGAUUAAGGUCUCGAGACUGGCUAGGCCACUCCAGGACCUUAAUGUACUUCUUCUUGAGCUACUCCUUUGUUGCCUUGGCCGUGUGUUUUGGGUCAUUGUCAUGCUGGAAUAUUCAUCCACGACCCAUUUUCAAUGCCCUGGCUGAGGGAAGGAGGUUCUCACCCACAAUUUGACGGUACAUGGCCCCGUCCAUCGUCCCUUUGAUGCGGUGAAGCUGUCCUGUCCCCUUAGCAGAAAAGCACCCCCAAAGCAUAAUGUUUCUACCUCCAUGUUUGACGGUGGGGAUGGUGUUCUUGGGGGUCAUAGGCAGCAUUCCUCCUCCAAACACGGCGAGUUGAGUUGAUGCCAAAGAGCUCCAUUUUGGUGUCAUCUGACCACAACACUUGUCCUCUGAAUCAUUCAGCUGUUCAUUGGCACACUUCAGACGGGCAUGUAUAUGUGCUUUCUUGAGCAGGAGGACCUUGCGGGUGCUGCAGGAUUUCAGUCCUUCACUGCGUAGUGUGUUACCAAUUGUUUUCUUGGUGACUAUGGUCCCAGCAGUUGCCUUGAGAUCAUUGACAAGAUCAUCCCGUGUAGUUCUGGGCUGAUUCGUUCUCAUGAUCACCGUUCUCAUGAUCAUUGCAACUCCACGAAGUGAGAUCUUGCAUGGAGCCCCAGGCCGAGGGAGAUUGACCGUUUUGUGUUUCUUCCAUUUGCGAAUAAUCACACCAACUGUUGUCACCUUCUCACUAAACUGCUUGGCGAUGGUCUUGUAACCCAUUCCAGCUGUGUGUAGGCCUACAAUAUUGUCCCUGACAUCCUUGGAGAGCUCUAAUUAAAAUGCAAAUCAAUUUAUAACAUUUUUGACAUGCAUUUUUCUUGAUUUCUUUUUUUGUUAUUCUGUCUCACUGUUCAAAAUAACCUACCAUUAAAAUUAUAGACUGAUCAUUUCUUUGUCAGUGGGCAAAUGUACAAAAUCAGCAGGGUAUCAAAUACUUUUUUUCCCCUCGCUGUAUGCUAUUAAUGAACGGUCAGUGUUAUCUGGGUAGGGACGUCAAACAUUUGUACACCCCCUCAUAAAAUGUAAUCAUUAUUCCCACUAUAAAUAACUUUAGCAAC
Messenger RNA from Oncorhynchus masou masou (cherry salmon), 3154 nucleotides. Its product is annotated as histone RNA hairpin-binding protein-like. Lineage: Eukaryota; Metazoa; Chordata; Actinopteri; Salmoniformes; Salmonidae. The coding region runs from base 147 to 863 and encodes 238 amino acids. The transcript is spliced from 8 exons. Gene Ontology annotation, biological process: mRNA transport; mRNA 3'-end processing by stem-loop binding and cleavage. The record is from RefSeq and is a predicted model, not a curated record. Gene Ontology annotation, molecular function: mRNA binding; histone pre-mRNA stem-loop binding. Gene Ontology annotation, cellular component: cytoplasm; histone pre-mRNA 3'end processing complex.